UCAGAGAAAGUGCGACAAAGAGAUUAUCUUCAGCUCAUGAUUGACGCCCAGAACCGCAUGAAUAAAGAUACUGAUGACCAGGAUGUCGACGACCUGGAUGAAAAUAUAUAUGGCAAAUGGCAAAACUAUGGCAAAAUACAGACUACGGAAACAUCAGAUAUUAAUAAUUCAAACAAAUCAAAGAGCACUGGUAUGUCUGAUGCAGACCUUAUAGCCAAUAGUUUCCUAUUUCUUGUGGCCGCCUACGAAACAUCCGGUGCUUUGCUAUCAUUUUUAUUAUACAAUCUGGCGGUCAAUGAGAAGUGUCAGCAAAAACUGUAUGAAGAAGUGAAUGGUUUGGACGGAAUGUAUGAUUACGAGAGUGUCUCCAAAAUGCCGUAUUUGGAGGCAUGUAUUGCCGAAACACUUCGACUCCAACCUCCACUUCCGGCCACUCAUAGGCACGCGUCUCAGGAAUAUACUCUCGAUUGUAAUUGGCUUACAAUUCCCAAGGGGAUGAUGGUCAUUUUUGAUAUCUAUGCCCUCCAUCACAAUCCCGAGUACUACCCAAACCCAGAGGUCUGGGAUCCCGAGAGGUUUAUGCCGGAGAAUAGGGACCAAUUGACUCCAUAC
Messenger RNA from Oppiella nova, 612 nucleotides. Lineage: Eukaryota; Metazoa; Arthropoda; Arachnida; Sarcoptiformes; Oppiidae. The record is from the annotation of a GenBank genome assembly.